Aspergillus aculeatinus CBS 121060 is the source of this 434-nucleotide messenger RNA. RefSeq lists its product as uncharacterized. The transcript is spliced from 2 exons. The coding region runs from base 129 to 350 and encodes 73 amino acids. The record is from RefSeq and is a predicted model, not a curated record. NCBI's taxonomy places the organism in Eukaryota, Fungi, Ascomycota, Eurotiomycetes, Eurotiales, Aspergillaceae.
ACUAGAAGCGCGUCCAAAUUCCGGGGGUCUGCAAAGUGCUUAAGCUGAUCAAUGAUCUCAUCAACAAUGACCGCAGCAACCACAUUGAUUGAUUGCUUGGCAUCCGAUGUAGUGGAAGCUUGGAGAGGAUGUCCUUGGGAGGAUCAAUUGGGAGGUACGAGAAGUGCUCCUUAGACAGGGAGACAAUAAGACGAGAGAGUUGGCCGAAGCAGUCCAAACUAGAAGUCGGAAUAUUUAUCAGAGCACGUACAUUUAUAGCGUUACCAACAUGUCAUCAUCAUCAUAAUCAGUCUAUAGAGAAAACAGACAACAUAGGAAAGGAGAAAACAAAUGAUUGUGGGUCGAUCUGAUUCAUGCAAGAAGGAAAGGGAGGCGAACGAGAGAUUCAGACGUAUCAUCAAGUCAAAUGCAAGUAUCGGGGAGUUCGAGUCCCA